This is a messenger RNA of Anolis sagrei ordinatus, 2132 nucleotides long. Its product is annotated as sulfotransferase 1C2-like. Gene Ontology annotation, biological process: sulfation. Gene Ontology annotation, cellular component: cytoplasm. Lineage: Eukaryota; Metazoa; Chordata; Lepidosauria; Squamata; Anolidae. Gene Ontology annotation, molecular function: sulfotransferase activity. The record is from RefSeq and is a predicted model, not a curated record.
UAAAGAAAAGUCACCAGACUGUCAGAGUGGAAGGCAAAAAGCUGGUAGGUGGACAUUUUCUUUACCUUCAAUGCCAAAAAGGUAUCACUAGAGGAAUAGGACAUGAGAGCAACUUUGGGACAUGAAGUAUGUCAAUAUGCUCUUACCAAUACUUUCCCUGCCUCACUAGAUAAUGGAUUUCCAACCAGGAAUGGAAAGUUUGGAUCCCAACUCAACCAAGGACUCAUUGCUGGUGAAUUUUGAUGGAAUCCCUUACUGCAAGGAAACUGUGAAGUAUUGGGAGGAGAUACAGAACUUUAAAGCUCGGCCUGAUGAUGUUCUUAUUUGCACUUACCCCAAAGCAGGGACUACUUGGAUGCAGGAAAUUGUGGAUAUGAUCCAGCAUGGAGGAGACUCAGAGAAAUGUGCUCGGGGCCCCAUCUAUCAACGUUGUCCCUUCAUAGAGCUGAGUUUUCUACAUUCCAUCCCUACAAGCAUUGAAAAUAUAGAGGCAAUGCCCUCUCCACGCACAUUCAAAACCCAUUUCCCAGUUCAGCACCUACCACCUUCCUUCUGGGAACAGAACUGCAAGAUUAUUUAUGUGGCCAGGAAUGCCAAAGACAACAUGGCUUCCUCUUUCCACUUCCACAACAUGACCAGUUUACUUCCGGACAGUGGUAGCUGGGAUGAGUUUAUGGAGAAUUUCAUUGCUGGGAAGGUUUGUUGGGGCUCUUGGUCAGAUCACGUUCAAGGCUGGUGGAAGGCUAAGGACUAUCAUCCAAUUCUAUAUCUCUUUUAUGAAGACAUUAAAGAGGACCCAGCCUGUGAAAUCCAGAAAAUAGCUCAAUUCCUGGGAAUAGAUCUCUCUGCAUCAGUUCUCAAUCAGAUUGUGCAGCACACAAAAUUUGAAAACAUGAAAACAAACCCAUUGGUUAAUCACAGCACCUUGCCCUCUCUGUUUGACCUAAAUGUGUCCCCCUUCAUGAGAAAAGGAAUUGUUGGAGACUGGAAAGAGCACUUCACCGUGGCCCAAAGUGAACGACUGGACAACAUCUGUGCUCGGUUAUUUGCCAUCAGCGGUCUCAGCUUUCGCACACAGUUAUAAGCACAUGUCUGGACCUCUCACCUUCCUGGCAGCUCACAUAGAGAAUGCUCAUCUUAAGUAAUCUAAAAAUACAAAUCAGGAAACCACAGUAGCGUCCAGUUAAACCAAAGUAUAUAUGUAGAAUUUUCUCUCUUUAUUUACUUCCAUGCCUUUGUAGCCACCAGUGAAUUUUAAUGCAUUCUGUUCUGAUAUUAUCACAAAGAACAAGUCAAAUAUACUGAGUGGUGGGGAUGAAUUCAGGCACAUACUGCAGGUUUGCCAAUCAUGAAGAAAGUCUUCAUUUCCUCAAAUGAGCAGCUAUCAUUCAACACAUCUCAAUAGUAGGUAGCACAGUUAGUACUUUAUUUCAUAGGGCAGGCAAACUGGCAUUGCAACUGGACUGUCACCAAAGGUCUCUAUUGCACAAUGCCCUGUGCCUCUUCCAUGUAAUUAGCUUGUCCAUAUAUACUGACCAGUAAAAUGUGUCAUAUCUCUCAAUCUCAUAAGAUUCCCUUCAUCUACCUUGAUAAAAUGGGUCCCUUCUUCUAUGCCAAAAUGCCAGCAAUAAAGUGACACCAUGGAGUGAGUGUCUUCUUCUCUCCUCUCUCUUCUCCUCAGUACUGACAACCUUUCUGGUUUGCAUUUAUUUUAGUUUUUACAGAGUUUUUUUUUUCAAAAUUAAAAUUGUGGAAUUGCUCAAAAAAUAAAAGUAAAAAUGAAGCAAUCAUAGUAGGGAAGGAAGGGAAGGUUAUGAGGGUAUGUGAAAAUCUAAUCAUGGAAUCAUGUAUUGGUGAAUCUUGCAAUUGCACAAUUAAAUAUCAAAAGCGUGCACCCCAGAAUGUAUCUGCUAUGAGUGAUUUCUUGGGUGCAUAGCUGCAGUUAUAUGGUGGAGUCCUUAGAGAUAGGUGGUUAGAAUUCCAUGGCCUGUUCCCUCUUGUUUUAUCUGUUUCUUCCUUGUCUAUAGGGUGAAAUACCCAAGUCUAACCAGCAUUCAUUCCUUCUCCCCUUGAGAGUUUUCAUCAAGUAGCCAUCUUCAUAAUCAAUAAAUGUUUUUUCUACUCUUAUAAAA